Colletotrichum gloeosporioides is the source of this 828-nucleotide messenger RNA. RefSeq lists its product as uncharacterized. NCBI's taxonomy places the organism in Eukaryota, Fungi, Ascomycota, Sordariomycetes, Glomerellales, Glomerellaceae. Bases 1 to 828 code for a protein of 275 amino acids. The transcript is spliced from 2 exons. The record is from RefSeq and is a predicted model, not a curated record.
AUGUGCCCUCAGAUAUUCUGGUUUGACGACGAGAUAGACACAGGUGGCGAGCUCACCACCGAUGCGGCCGGGACACGCCACAUUUGUGAUUUGACACUCCAAUGUGUCGAACACUGCCUCCACCCUGAUCUUGCGAAAGCAUGCUUCACCCCGCCAGUUGACUCUCCAGGCACUGUAACAGUACUUUACGAAGUGCUCGCAGCCAUGAGACAGGAAAUGGGCCCAAUGUCGAUCGAGCGAAUGCGGAGGGAGCUGCACGAAUACAUCGAAGGUGUAGCCCGCCAGCAAGCGGUGAGGCAGGACCAGCACUUACCCGAUCCUUGGUAUCAUUUUGACAUUAGGAUCGCGGACAUUGGUGUCUAUCCUUCCAUUACCCAAACCGAGUUCGCGAUGGAUUUCGAGCUGCCAGACUCCACCAGAUACCAUGAAGCAAUGGAGACAAUUGCGACGGAGUGUACGAGACUGUCCAUUUUGAUUAAUGAAAUCCUGAGUGUGCAAAAGGAAUUUCAUGUCGGUCAACUUGAAAACAUGGUCCUCCUCUUCAUGAACACGGAAAACAUUUCAGUUCAUGAGUCUGUGCAUAGGAUUAUCGGUCUCAUCAGGAAACAUUAUGCAGCGUGUGAGGAUGCUGUGGCCCGUCUUCCCUGGACCGAUGAUGAGGUGGCGAAUGAGCAUAUACGUGAAUAUCUCAGAGGUUGCCGCCGGCUAGCAACUGGUACCGGGCAUUGGGCAUACUUGUGUACACGGUACUUCGACGAGACGCAGCUGGAUGAGAAGUGUGGACUGGUCAUGAAUUUCGCAGCGCCUGGUGAUGGUCGCGCAACUUAG